GAGAGGUGACCCGGGCACCUUGCUAGGGCAACGGCCCCUGCCCCACGGGCCGGGAUCAUGAAAGGCCUCGGUGACAGCCGCCCCCGCCACCUCUCCGACAGUCUGGACCCGCCACACGAGCCCCUAUUUGCAGGGCCUGACCGGAACCCCUACCUGCUGUCGCCCACAGAGGCCUUUGCCCGGGAGGCCCGCUUCCCUGGACAGAACACCCUGCCGGGGGAUGGGCUCUUCCCUCUGAACAACCAGCUACCACCGCCCAGCAGCACCUUCCCCCGCAUCCACUACAACUCCCACUUCGAGGUGCCAGAGGAGAGCCCCUUCCCCAGCCAUGCCCAGGCCACCAAGAUCAACCGACUGCCUGCCAACCUCCUGGACCAGUUUGAGAAGCAGCUGCCCAUCCACCGUGAUGGCUUCAGCACCCUCCAGUUCCCCCGAGGCGAGGCCAAGCGUGGUGAGAGCCCCGGGCGCAUCCGCCACCUGGUCCACUCUGUCCAGCGGCUUUUCUUUACUAAAGCACCCUCAUUGGAGGGCACAGCAGGCAAGGUCGGUGGCAAUGGCAGCAAGAAGAGUGGGAUGGAGGACAGCAAGGGCCGGAGGGCCAAAAGCAAGGAGCGGGCCAAGGCUGGGGAACCCAAACGGCGCAGCCGCUCCAACAUCUCAGGCUGGUGGAGUUCCGAUGACAACUUGGACGGCGAGGGUGGUGCCUUCCGCAGCAGUGGCCCAACCUCCGGGCUGAUGACCCUUGGCCGCCAGGCAGAACGCAGCCAGCCUCGCUACUUCAUGCAUGCAUACAACACCAUCAGUGGGCACAUGCUCAAGGCCACCAAAAACACCACCACUGAGCUGACUGCCCCACCACCCCCGCCUGCGCCUCCCGCUACCUGCCCCAGCCUUGGGGUGGGCACCGAUACCAACUAUGUCAAACGGGGCUCCUGGUCCACUCUGACACUCAGCCACGCUCAUGAGGUCUGCCAGAAGACCUCGGCCACCUUGGAUAAGAGUCUGCUAAAGUCCAAGUCCUGCCACCAGGGUCUGGCCUAUCACUACCUGCAGGUGCCCGGCGGCGGUGGAGAGUGGAGCACCGCGCUGCUGUCCCCCCGCGAGGCGGACGCCGCGGCCGAGGGCCCCAUCCCAUGCCGGCGCAUGCGCAGCGGCAGCUAUAUUAAGGCCAUGGGGGAUGAGGACAGCGACGAGUCCGGUGGCAGCCCCAAGCCUUCACCCAAGACCGCAGCACGGCGCCAGAGCUACCUGAGGGCCACGCAGCAGUCGCUGGGAGAGCAGAGCAACCCCCGCAGGAGUCUGGAUCGCCUGGAUUCAGUGGACAUGCUGCUACCUUCCAAGUGCCCAAGCUGGGAAGAGGACUACAAUCCCAUCAGCGACAGCCUCAACGACUCCAGCUGCAUUAGCCAGGUACGGGAGGCAGAUCUGAGCGACCAGUACGAGGCGGCCUGCGAGUCAGCCUGCAGCGAAGCGGAGUCUGCGGCGGCGGAGGCGCUGGACUUACCGCUGCCCAGCUACUUCCGCUCCCGCAGCCACAGCUACCUGCGUGCAAUCCAGGCAGGCUGCUCGCAGGAGGAGGACAGUGUCUCCCUGCAGUCCCUCUCCCCACCGCCCAGCACAGGCAGUCUCAACAACAGUCGGACGCUUCCAAGUUCAUCAUGCCUAGUGGCAUAUAAGAAGACCCCGCCACCGGUCCCUCCACGCACCACAUCAAAACCAUUCAUCUCAGUCACAGUCCAAAGCAGUACCGAGUCUGCCCAGGACACCUACCUGGAUAGCCAAGAUCACAAGAGUGAGGUGACGAGCCAGUCGGGCCUGAGCAACUCAUCGGACAGCCUGGACAGCAGUACCCGACCGCCCAGUGUGACACGGGGUGGAAUCACCCCAGCCCCAGAAGCCCCGGAGCCCCCUCCAAAACAUGCAGCUCUGAAGAGUGAACAAGGGACACUGACCAGCUCUGAGUCCCACUCCGAGGCCAUCCCCAAAAGGAAACUGUCAUCAAUAGGAAUACAGGUUGACUGCAUUCAGCCAGUGCCAAAAGAGGAGCCCAGUCCCGCUACCAAAUUCCAGUCCAUCGGGGUUCAGGUAGAGGACGACUGGCGAAGCACUGCCCCUUCUCACAGUAUGUCCUCCCGACGGGACACUGACUCCGACACCCAGGAUGCCAACGACUCAAGCUGUAAGUCAUCUGAGAGGAGCCUCCCGGACUGUACCCCACACCCCAACUCCAUCAGCAUCGAUGCUGGCCCCCGGCAGGCCCCCAAGAUUGCCCAGAUCAAGCGCAACCUCUCCUAUGGAGACAACAGCGACCCUGCCCUGGAGGCAUCCUCGCUGCCCCCACCGGACCCCUGGCUCGAGAGCUCCUCCAGCUCCCCUGCAGAGCCAGCACAGCCAGGGGCCUGCCGCCGAGAUGGCUACUGGUUCCUGAAGCUGCUUCAAGCAGAAACAGAGCGGCUGGAAGGCUGGUGCUGCCAAAUGGACAAGGAGACCAAAGAGAACAAUCUCUCUGAAGAAGUGUUAGGGAAAGUCCUCAGUGCCGUGGGCAGUGCACAGCUCCUGAUGUCCCAGAAAUUCCAGCAGUUCCGGGGCCUCUGUGAGCAGAACUUGAACCCUGAUGCCAACCCACGUCCAACAGCCCAGGACCUGGCAGGGUUCUGGGACCUGCUACAGCUGUCCAUCGAGGACAUCAGCAUGAAGUUUGACGAACUCUACCACCUCAAGGCCAACAGCUGGCAGCUGGUGGAGACCCCCGAGAAGAGGAAGGAAGAGAAGAAACCACCCCCUCCAGUCCCAAAGAAGCCAGCCAAAUCCAAGCCGGCAGUGAGCCGCGACAAGGCCUCAGAGGCGGGGGACAAGCAGCGUCAGGAGGCCCGCAAGAGACUCCUGGCAGCCAAGCGGGCAGCGUCUGUGCGACAGAACUCCGCCACAGAGAGCGCGGAUAGCAUCGAGAUUUAUGUCCCCGAGGCCCAGACCAGGCUCUGAGACCAUGAAGGAGGAAGCGAGCAAUUUUAAAUCAUUAAAAAAAAAAACACAGAAAAAAAAAAAACUGAAUGCAAAUGGAACAAAAUUUUCUCAACCUUUAGUAUGGUUAUUCUCUCUAGAGACCCUGAGCCAACUUUCAAAUUGACGCAUACAAGGGCUCACAAUUUGGCUUUUUUGGGUCCCUCCAGCUUUAGGUUAUGAAGACUUCACACACAAAGUCAACAAAACCCACAAAACUCCAAAAAACUUUUUUUCCCUCUUGCUGGCUGUGGCGGACCAGACAACUGGACUUCGGCAGCUCCCCGACCCAGCCUCCAGACACAGUCUUUUUACUUGUUCUGUCUGAUGAGAACUUCAACUAGCUUGUUUACAAGACGACGACAGUCCAAGGACAGCCUUGGGCCCCUGCCAUGUUCCUCCUCCUUCCCAGCUACCCUGCUCUGACCUUGGCGUUUUCAUUCUCACUUUUUUCUUUUUCCCUUCAGAGCUCACACAGGGGUCACAUCAUGGCCAGUGGAUUUCUGGUUCUCAGCCUUUGAGGCUGAGGGCCCAGAGGACAGAGAGAUGGACACACACAUCCCUCCCUCCCCGCCAAGUGCUCACACAGCCUCACCCACGUGCGCAUCCGAGGUGCCUCCCUCCGCUGCCAUCCAUCGCCUGUGCAGCGGCAGGCUGACUCACCUCUGAGCAGAUGAGGAAGGUGCUGGUCUUUGGGGAAAUGAGGGAAAGCCAUGGUUACCACGCUCCAGACUCCAAUCUUUUUAUUCUCUCCAGCCCCUUCUUCCUUCAGCAAAAGAAAAUUUAGGACUCAGAGUGGCUCCUGGGGGGUUGUCUGUCCUUGGCCUCGCCUGUGUCCAGUCCCUGGGGGCAGGUGGCGGUGUCUGUACGUAUGUGUACAUAUGCACAUAGAUCUUAGAGUGUAUAUUUAACAAACGCCCAGCUGCUCACCCAUGCCCACCAGCGCCGCCGCCACGGCUCUCAGGCACCUGGCAGGAGGCGGAGUUGUGAAUAGCAUAUAUUUUUACAUGUACUAUAUCUAGGUGUGUGUACAAGUGUGUGUAAAAAUAUAUACCUUGUGUGUAAGCAGCCUCCCCCCUUUUUUUUUCUUUUUGGUUCCCACCCCCUCCCUGGGCCCAUCAGCCCAGCCUCUGAGUUUUCUGUUCUGUUGUAUUUUUUAUCCCAGUCAUCCUCCUCUCUCCACCGCCCCCCUCAUCCCCGUUCCCAGGGUGUCCCGAGCCCUGAGCUGCAAAGGCAGGGCCUAUAAGGCCAGGUGGGGAAGGUGAGGCUGGGGCAGGCCACCGGGCAGGGGCCAUGCCCAGCAGAGUUCAGCACACCAGGGGCUGCUCUGUACUGUGUGGAUGACUCCAGGGCACUGGGGACAGCUCAUCUGGCGCAUGCUGCAGGGGUUCCCCCAGGUGAACCGAGGGCCUGCUCUGGGGCCCCAUUCCAGCUUGGCUGUCUGUGACCUUGGGCAAGUCACUUGACCUCUGUGUGCCUCAACUUCCUCCUCUGUAAAACGGGGUCAGUCCCUGCCCCUCCCUACCUCACAGGCAUGUUGUGAGAAUAAAUGAGGUAACGUGUAC
Castor canadensis (American beaver) is the source of this 4565-nucleotide messenger RNA. Lineage: Eukaryota; Metazoa; Chordata; Mammalia; Rodentia; Castoridae. The record is from RefSeq and is a predicted model, not a curated record.